Messenger RNA from Cricetulus griseus (Chinese hamster), 1328 nucleotides. Lineage: Eukaryota; Metazoa; Chordata; Mammalia; Rodentia; Cricetidae. The record is from RefSeq and is a predicted model, not a curated record.
GGGCGGGUGCAUAAAGGGAACGACAGAAAGGCCCGCCCUCGCCCAGCCCCGUGGAGGACAGCACUUCCCCUUCGAAGGAGCAGGGAUGGGGGGCCGGAGUGUCUGGCUGCCGUUCCCGGUGCUCUUCCUGGCCGCUCUGCCCCCGGCGCUGUUGCGGGGGGCGGCCGGCUUCAGACCCUCUUUGGACAGCGACUUCACCUUCACGCUCCCGGCCGGCCAGAAGGAAUGCUUCUACCAGCCCAUGCCCCUGAAGGCCUCGUUGGAGAUCGAGUACCAAGUUUUAGAUGGAGCAGAAUUAGAUAUUGAUUUCCAUCUUGCCUCACCAGAGGGCAGAACCUUAGUUUUUGAGCAAAGAAAAACAGAUGGUGUUCACACUAUAGAAACUGAAGUUGGAGACUACAUGUUCUGCUUUGAUAAUACAUUCAGCACAAUUUCUGAGAAGGUAAUUUUUUUUGAAUUGAUCCUGGAUAACAUGGGAGAAGAGGCUCAAGAACAAGAAGACUGGAAAAAAUAUAUUACUGGCACAGAUGUGCUAGAGAUGAAACUGGAGGACAUCUUGGAAUCCAUCAACAGCAUCAAGUCCAGACUAAGCAAAAGUGGCCACAUACAAACGCUGCUUAGAGCAUUUGAAGCUCGUGAUCGAAACAUACAAGAAAGCAACUUUGACAGAGUCAACUUCUGGUCCGUGGUUAAUUUGAUGGUCAUGGUGGUUGUGUCAGCUAUUCAGGUCUAUAUGCUGAAAAGUUUAUUUGAAGAUAAGAGGAAAAGUAGAACUUAAAACUCCAACAAGAUUACUUAACAUUGAAAUAAACAAGAAGCAGCACAUUCUAAUACACUGUUACAAUCAAGGUCAUUAACAGUCUUUUCCAUAACAUUUUCAGAAAAUAAGUGUAAGAUAUGUAAAAUUUAAUAUAAAAGGAAAAUCCUCAUUUUAUGUCCAGAUAACUUUAUUGACCCAGUUAUAAACUUAAGUGUAUAACUAAAUAUCAUAUAAAAUUUAGACUUAGUUGAAUGAAGCCAUAUUAGCUAUUUUUCUAUGCUCAAAAAUAUUUCCCAAAUAUCAUAUGAAUUACAUGAAUGAACGUAUUCAUAAACACACCACCACUUUGCUUUCACCCAGAGCUUUCUCUGUAAAUGUGGCAGGUACAAACUUAGGUUACAAGUCAUUUGAGAAUUAUGUAAUUGUGAACGGAAAUAGAUCAGUUUUUUCUAUUAGAACUAAAUAGAUCAUCUCUCCAAAAAAGUAACUAGAGGUAAGUAUACCACUGAAAUUAUAUUUUUUAAGAUCUUUUUUUUUUAAAAAAAAAAAAAAACAAAAAAACAGGGUU